AUGUCCAAAAUCAGACCAACCCUCCGCAAGGCUACCUCCCUCCUCCGCCAUCUGAAAUCCCCUCACCGAGCGCACUCCACCUCCGUCUCCGCCGAUGAACUAUCUCACUUCUCCUCCCUCGCCAGCAGCUGGUGGGAUCCCAUGGGCCCCAGCCGGGUCCUCCAUCUCAUGAACCCCCUCCGUCAUGACUUCAUCGCAUCCUGUCUAUUCGAUAGCCUCCCACCACCACGCGCCAGCACACCCGAAAACCCCACCCCAACCCCAGUCAACAACCUCCGCUAUCUCGACGUCGGCUGCGGCGGCGGCAUCUUCGCCGAAUCCCUGGCCCGCACGAUCCCCACGAACGCCAACAGCCCCUCCCAAACAGUCACCCAAGCAGCCUCCAUAACCGCCAUCGACCCAACCUCAGCGCUCAUCAAAAUCGCUGGCGACCACGCGCGCAUGGAUCCCAAAGUCGAAGCGCACCUCCGCGACGGCAAAUUCACCUACAAGAACUGCACGCUGGAGGACGUUGUCGCAUCACUGCGUGAGACGCCUGAGGAUGAGAAAUUCGACAUAGUCACGCUCUUUGAGGUUCUCGAGCAUGUUGACUCCAAUGCCACUUCGUCGCCUCUUGCCUUUUUGACGAACUGUCUUCGGGUUCUUCGUCCUGGUGGAUGGUUGGUUGGGUCGACUAUUGCACGCACUUUCCCCUCGUUUCUCGUCAACCAAGUCAUUGCCGAGGCGCCGUGGCCGAUUGGUGUUGUGCCAAAGGGGACGCACGAGUGGAGCAAGUUUGUUAAUCCCGAUGAGCUGUAUGCUUGGGCUCAGGAGGGUCUGAUGCGGAGUCAGGAUGGAACGGCGCUGCGUGCUGGAGGUGAUGCGUUGCAAGGUAUGAGGUGGAAGUGCUCUGGAGUGAUGUAUUUCCCUGGUAUAGGCUGGAAGUUGGUUCCUGGAUCGGAGUACUGGGGCAACUAUUUCUGGGCUAUCAGGAAGGAGCUUUGA
This is a messenger RNA of Aspergillus pseudotamarii, 984 nucleotides long. Its product is annotated as 3-demethylubiquinone-9 3-methyltransferase. The record is from RefSeq and is a predicted model, not a curated record. Bases 1 to 984 code for a protein of 327 amino acids. The transcript has a single exon. Gene Ontology annotation, biological process: ubiquinone biosynthetic process. Gene Ontology annotation, molecular function: 2-methoxy-6-polyprenyl-1,4-benzoquinol methyltransferase activity. Lineage: Eukaryota; Fungi; Ascomycota; Eurotiomycetes; Eurotiales; Aspergillaceae.